Molecule: messenger RNA, 5249 nt
Organism: Bombus huntii
Lineage: Eukaryota; Metazoa; Arthropoda; Insecta; Hymenoptera; Apidae
Product: beta-1,4-glucuronyltransferase 1
Exons: 6
Coding region: 745-2265 (506 amino acids)
Source: RefSeq, a predicted model, not a curated record
AUGGGCCCAGCAAGGCAGUCGGAUGCUGUUGCUCGAGCAGUGCGGUCGCUGUGAGGGGUGUAACGCUUUUGAAUCGCAUGUUUCUCUCGUCUCCCUUUCUCUUUUGAUCCGAUGUCACGCUUUUAGACUCGGAUUUUUCGGAGUCCUCGCAUCGUUAAGGUCUUGGUUGCGUCUUCACACGCGUCGUAUCUGUUCGUCUCUAUAUGCUGGCGUAUUUCUCCCUUACGGAGCAGCCCGAACAUACGCACUCUGCAACGUCGUGGGGUAUAUUCUCGAAUUGCAUAGACCUCGUGAUCGUCGUGCGUGGAAUAAACGUGAAUCCACGCGAGUUUCGGCUAGCGGGCACUGAUCGUCCGCCGGUGAAAGAGACGUGGAACGCGAGCACCGUGCAUCAUCAGUAUGCACGUUGUUCCCCGCUUUUUGUGACUGGACGUGAUUGGGAUAAUUCUUGGUGGCACUCCACUGUGCUAGGCUCCGCUGCGUCGACGACAGGGUCGAAAAAUCGUGCGCGACAUUUUUACCAAGCACUCGGCCACGGAGAUGUCACGCUGAAGAGACCUACGAGGCUAACCAGAGGGAGGAGGUCGAAGCUGUGGCCAACAAUGCUCAGAUCCUGAUCGCGGAGCAUCAGGGGCCCCAUAGGGGUGGGGAGGUGGUGGAAGAGAACAGCAAACGCAUCCAUCCGCGCUUGGUUACGAUCUCCAUAGGACGGUAACCGGUUCGUGGUCCUGGAGGAGGCUGGCGAUGAGCAUGUUGAGCAUACUACGUAGAAAUUGGGCACUUCGGGUGUCGGUGGUGCUCAACAUCUGCGUGUUGCUCUACGUGUGCGCCCACUUCGGCUCCUCCGGGCCCUGGAUCGAGGAACCGCCGACAAAUUGGGCGGCGCCGUUGCAAUCCGAGACCUUUGGCGCCGUGGACCUCGUAAAUGGUACUCAAAAGGGCGCCACGUCGUCAGCUGUGCCUGCCAUCAAGGAUGCCUCGAACAAGAGCGCACGCGGUAACACGACCAGUCUAGCCAGGGCGAGGUUGCUCACCACGAGGCCAACGACCAACGAGGCCAAGGCUGAUAACAAGAACGGCGACGGGCCAGAGCACAGGCAUAAUCAGACGGCAAAGAGCGGUUUGCCGGUCGUUCAAUCAACGAUGAGCCUAAACGAAGCGGUGCAGUGCAACGAAAAAUCCUUGGAACCGAGGAGGGCGCAGCGAGGUGAUUACUGGGUCCUCUAUAAUUACGUGCCGAUGAGCAUAGCGGUGAGAUGUUGGGAAAGCGUGACGUACACCACGCACGCGGAUUACACGUUCCUGGACAAUCUGGAGCCGUUGCUGGAGCGAUGGAGAGCGCCGAUAUCGAUUGCAAUGCACGCCCCUGGCACAGACUUCGCGGCGACCCUCGACGCCAUCAAGUACUCGAGAAACUGUGGCAGCUCUCUGGUCUCUCAGCUGGUCACCUUUCAUGUAUUCUUCAGCAGCAAACACGUGCCAAAAAUGGUACCCCCGACCGAGAAAGUUAUGUCUGACUCGUAUAACUGCACGCUGGGACCACCGUGGGUGAAUGUCACGCUUUCAAAGAUGUAUAAAAACGAGAAGAAGCUGCUGUACCCUGUGAACGUCGGACGUAACAUAGCCCGUGAAUCGGCGCCGACGUUCUACGUGUUAGCAAGCGAUAUCGAGCUUUACCCGAAUCCAGACUUGCCCGCGAAAUUCCUCGAGAUGAUCAGAAAGAGGGAUCAGCCCGCCCUCUACAAACCUAACCCCAAAGUUUUUGUAUUGUCCAUCUUCGAGGUGGACGAGAAGAGUCAACCGCCUAAUAAUAAAACACAUUUGGCUCAGAUGCUGAAGGCCGGCACGGCAAUUCCCUUCCACAAAAAGUUGUGCUCCGGCUGUCAUAACGUUCCUCGAAGUAAAGAAUGGCAAGAAGCUGCGGAAACGGAGGAUCUUCACGUGUUUCACGUCGGUAAGAGGACAGGCAGUUUCGUUCAUUGGGAGCCGAUUUUCAUCGGGAGCAAUAAUGAUCCUCUGUACGAUGAGAGGCUUAGCUGGGAAGGAAAAAGCGACAAAAUGACACAGGGUUACGCGUUGUGCGUCCUUGACUACGAUUUCCUCAUCUUGGACAAUGCAUUUCUGGUCCAUCGUCCAGGCAUUAAGAUCUUCAAGAAGGAUGUUCACCGGGAGAUGCUGACAGCGAAAACGAAUGCCUUGAUAAGAAAGAUCAUCGUUCCAGAGUUAAAAAUUCUAUAUGGAACGAGAAAAGGCUGUGCCGUGUAGCCCGUGGAGAAACGAGCACAGCGAGUGCUCCACAGGUGUUUUCCAAUUAAGCGGCAGCACCUGAGAUCAUUCUUGACACCAAGAAUGUCCGAAGCUCGGCAGAAGAUCAACGGCGGUCAUAGCGCUCAAAGACUCGUUUUAAUCGCCCGUGACCAUAAGGACCAAGCUCGUCAGCCAUUUCUGGCCGUUUCCGGUGUCGAAACUAAGUUAAAGAACGUUCAGUGCGACUAACAGAUGUCCACGAUUGAAAAUAAUGCCAAUUGAACGGUGCCGAAAGUAAUAGUUACGCAGGUUAGGUUCCGAGGACGCAACCUCGCUAAUGUUCUCUCCUCGUUGAAGCAACAACGACGAACCUUGUUUCUCCCCUUGUUGCUGAAUGUUCCAAACGAUUUCUUCAAAAUGCAUGGAACAUCGAUAAAAAGGUUCUUGUUAUUGCUUCGACGAGGACACAACUUAUGGUUUCAAAUUUCUCCUAUGAUCGUUAGUUCCUGCAGUUCCUCCUCGUUUCUCAUCGCUGACUUCUUCAUCUUCUUUGCAGUACAAAAGUGUGAUGGCAGCAUUAAUUACAGAAAAGAGGGAAUAUUAAUGAAAAAUCGAUUUGUUCAGAGAGACUCAAAGAGUGGUAUAAAAAAUUUUGCUUUCUCACGAUGAUCAUAUUACGUAGUUCGUCUUCGUUAUGAAAGGAUCUUGUUGCGCAUAUUUUCACUUGAGAACGCGUUAGGGCGAACAAUUGUACAUAUUUAGCGUUUUAAAACGGUGCCUCGUAUAUACUUGUACAUUUACAAGAGUGUUGUGUGGUUUGUCGGUGAACGCGUGCAUUUUUUUUCUCAUUCCACGAUUUCCCCAAAGAGGAAACGGAAGCCGUUUCUAACGCGAACGACUGUGGUCAUAAUAACAUGCCAAAAAGAAAAAGGUACACUGCUCAAGUCGACUAAGGAACACAGUGUUCGCAUAAUGAGAGAAAGUAUUUUUACCUUUUUAAUUGCUGUUAAUAUUAUUAUUUGGAGCAGUGGAUGUUAAUAACCAAACAAAAACUCUGUAGCUCGAAUUUGGAUGAAAAUUGCAUUAGACUCAAAAAUUUGGUUUCUAUAACUGCCUAGAAAAUUUAUUCUUAAAAAAAAAAAAGGAAAUUAUGAGAAAAUUAUUUGUUAUACCAGCGUGCAGAGUUUUAUACAAUUUACUGCAAAACCGACUGAAGCCGACGUUUCGUCGACUUAAGUUUUAAUUUUAUGCAUUUACAUAAACAUAUUCGAAGCAGUUUUUCAUUGUUUUUAAAGUCAAGUAUCUUGUUUAAAAAAUAGAAACAUACGAAACCAAAUAUAACUACUAGGUAGUGGAACGAAAAAGAUAUGAAAAAGGAUGAUCCAUUACGCACUUGAACAACACGUAUGAACUACCCUUAUAUUUAAUUAACGAUAUAGUUUCGUUCUUGAACGAAUACCGUGGUAAAAAAAAAAUCAAACAGGGACUAUUCGCGAAUAUUUUACUCUCCCAAGACUGAAGAAACAUUUGAUAACAGUUUACUAGAACAUUUAUCCUAAAGAUCUUUAAUUAAAGAACGUCAAGUCAUUAGUUAUUUAAUGAUUCUUUUAUCAUAGUAUAAUCAAUUAAGGCUAAUAUAUUAACCUUUCUUUGUAUAUCUUUCUUCUAUGUCUGAUAAAAAUGAAUUGGUGCUUCCAAUGCUAGAUAACAAUUACAGCAAUCAUGAAUGGAACGUCGCAUUCGCUUUUGCCAUUAAAACGAACAUUGCAUUCGCUUUUAUCAUUAAAACGAGCAUUGCGUUAUACAAGAUUUCUCAUAAUUAAUAACAAAAUCGAUAAUUAAGCUCUCAAACAUUUUUUUUUUUUUUUUUUUUGGCACGUAAAAGCGCACCUAAAUUUUUUAUCAUUAUAUAUAAGAAAUAAUAAAAAAUAUUCAUAGAAACGUAAAAUAUUUUUAAUAAGCAAGGAAUUAUUUUUUCGGCCUUGAUAAAUACAACUUUCAACACAAUCAAAAUUUAAUUAGACGUAUAGCUCACUAAGUUUUAAUCCCAUUUUUAUCAAAAAUGAAAUCCCCGAUUAAAGAAUGUUAUUCCAGAUUUUCGAUAUAUUUUUAGUUAUAGAAUAGGGAAUUGUUAUCGAUUUUACCAUUGAUUAUGAGACACUUUGUAUACAAUGGAAAUUGAAGAGAGUAAUAAUAAGUCUCGUGAUGAAUUUCACUCAGCUAACUAAUCAUUUGGUAUCAUUUCCCACGAAAUCGUGCAAGAUCUAUUUCGUAACUGUACAUUAUUUGUGCUAAUACUUUUACUCGAUAAUUACUGGCGAGGAUUACGUGUGCGGAAUAUGUUGAAGAAGGAAGGCAAGAAUUUUUAUGCAAUUGCUAUUUGGUGUAUCAUUAUACGAGAUCAACUUGAAAAACUUUUCUUUAUAAAUGUGUCGAAUGGUGUAUGAAAGGACAAUGUAAAUAUCUCUAUAUGUUUAAGUAUAAGUACAUAAGUAUGACGUAACCGGUACUACUUUUACACGAUUAAUUAGUCACUAAAUGGGAAUUCGGAAUUCUAAAAAGAUAUAUUGUCAUGAAAUGUUCGACGUAUCGAAAUAUUUGUGAAUUUUCAGUAACAUUAUUUUUCAAGCCUUAUAGAUGAUAAAUCAUAAUAUUUUAUCGAAGAAGAUAGCAUAAUGGUACAUAUUUAUGUUUGCUAUUUUCGAUAAUCAAAACUUUGUAUGUAUCUGAGACGGCUUAGUUACUUAUAUCAACAAAGUAGUAUUCCCAUUUUCUAUUUUAUUUAUCAUGUAAAGCCAACAAAAGAGAAUGCCAUUGUUUAAUGUAAUACUUUUAUUUAGCCAUUUAAAUGUUAUAUGUAUAAUAUGAAAAGAACAUUCUUGUGAAAGGUGGGAAAAAUAAUGAUUAGGGAUGAAUUUUAAUUUUUAACUUUUAUUUUAAUCGGAUUGUGCAAUUAAUUUCCAUCGUAAUGGAUACCGUGUCAAAAAAAAAAAAAGAAAAGA